Molecule: messenger RNA, 3387 nt
Organism: Penicillium roqueforti
Lineage: Eukaryota; Fungi; Ascomycota; Eurotiomycetes; Eurotiales; Aspergillaceae
Product: serine hydrolase domain-containing protein
Exons: 5
Coding region: 1-3387 (1128 amino acids)
Source: RefSeq, a predicted model, not a curated record
AUGUCUCUAAAUGCACAGGUGCAAUCGCAUCUCCGCGAUAUUGUAGACAAAGCUUGUGAAGACCAAAAGUCCGGCAUUCCUGGGACUACGGUCGUGGUCGUUGGCAAAGAUGGCAACGAACUUUUCGCUCACUCCGCGGGUAAGCGAGGCGCGGGAUCCGAAGACCCUAUGACCCUCGAUACCAUUUUCUGGAUUGCAUCUUGUACUAAGGUGGUGGUUGGUCUUGCUUGCAUGCAACUGGUUGAGCAAGGAAUUCUCAAGCUGGAUGAUGCGGAGCAGACAGAGGGUCUUUGCCCUGAAUUGAAGAGUCUCAAGGUUCUGCUGCCAGACGGUAGUUUUGAGGAAAAGAAGAAUGGGAUCACCCUGCGCAUGCUCUUAUCUCAUACUGCUGGAUUCGGCUAUACCUUUUUCAAUGAGAGACUGAGACAGUGGUCGUACCCGAUCGGCGCGGAUGAGUUCUCUGGGCGGAUUGAAGAUAUGAAGAUGCCUCUGCUAUUCCAGCCCGGUGAAGGUUGGCAAUAUGGUGUUGGUAUCGACUGGGCGGGAAUCGCACUGGAACGCGCAACUGGCCUGACGCUCAACGAAUACCUACAAAAGAACAUCUUCCUGCCCCUUGGAAUUAAGAACAUGUCCAUGAUCCCAAGCCAUGACAUGCGUCAGAAGCUGGCAUACAUGAAUCAACGAAACCCAGAUGGGACUCUGAGGCCCCGAGACCAUCCUCUUCGGGCGCCUCUAGUGGUUGAUCUGGAGAACAAGGCUGAAGUCGCCAGGGUGUUCAAUAGUGGUGGUGCGGGUAUAUUUGCAAAGCCACAGGAUUACUGCAAGGUCCUCGCUGUGCUGUUGAAUGAUGGAACGUGCCCUAAAACGGGCAGCAAGUUGCUUCGCAAGGAGACCGUCGACGAAAUGUUCUCUAACCAGAUCCCUCAGUUCCCCAACUACAGCCGUCAAAGCAUCCCAGAUGCAAAGCCGGACCUGACCAACCCCGUUCCUGAACUGUACCCAGUUGCUGGGAACCCACCACAGGGUUGGGGCCUCACUUUCAUGCUGAGCAACGGCGGUCCAACAGGGCGGUCGACUAGCACAGGGCACUGGGCUGGGCUCCCGAAUUUGUGGUGGUGGGCGGACAGGGAGAAGGGAGUUGCGGGGAUUAUUGAAACCGGACCUGGAACAUGGAGCAAUUUACUCGAUCCAAAUUAUACGCGGGAGGUUAUGGAUUGGGACUCGGAGUCAGCAAACGUGGAUUUGUCUGGGUCGUUGGUCGAUUGUACUUCAACGCUGUUCAGUUCCAUGCUCAACGAGCCCGAGACCUCCCAGGAAAAUGUUCAGGCGGAGAUUCCUGACGCAUUGAUGCCUGCACGGUCUGUGUCUGAUCUCAUUCCACCAUACUUCCCUAUUUCCCCAAACACCUCCAUGCAACCACCCUCGGAUCUCGAACUUGAUCCAAUGUAUCAACAGAUGUGGCUGGCCUCCCAGGCUUCUCAGACAUAUAGUAGCCUCGGAUCCGCCCCAUCCCAAAGCCCGCGGCGACCGAGUGACUCCGCUUGGAUGUCUGCCAACCAGCAAUCCUCCGACUGGCCCAGCCCGCAAAGCUCACUCUCUCCGUUUUCCAUCGACCAACAAAUGAUUAACACAUCCAACUCCCAUUUAACUUCAGUCAACCUGCUGCAAAUAUAUCACGAUGUGCUAGAGCAUAACCUGUCGUGUUGGCUAAGCGAUAUGACUUGUCCCUACCAACUUGGCUCACGAAAUACCCCUCAGCUUGUACCCGAAUUGGGAUAUUCACGGUCUAAUAUGAUAUACCAGCGCACGAUCAGGCUCGAUCGCGUCGCACAAUCUUCCAAUCUUCUCCAGCUGACACGCGCCGAGGACCAGGCCGCCUCCAAAGCUUUGCACCUUGCAAUCAUGGCAUUUGCUACGCAGUGGGCACAGGGCAGUUACCGACACCGCGAGAAAUAUCCGACCAGGUGUCUCGACGGUGGAGAGGACGAAAUCGCCAAUGGCGUCGCCGACGAGUUCGAUCGCAUUCUUCAGAACCACUUUUGGGAGCAGGCGCAGCGCGCGCUCCAACAAGUCGCCGGUUUGGAGUCGUAUAGAGUUACAUGGGCCGAGCUGAUCUUCGGCUUCACACAAAGGCCGUGGAAUCCCGACACUCGGCCUUCUAGACAGCGGAUGCAAGAACAAGGCUCCGAGUUUGCCACCGAAUCCGUCUUGACAAAGUUACACGAUAUAAUACACAAAGAUGGACCACCAGUAUACAUGGAGAGAGCAGCUCGGAAAAUGCACGCCUUGAAAUUUCGCUGCGACGUGCUCGAAAAGGGCCUCGGCAAGCCGUACGGCAGUCGCAAGAAAGGGACCCAUGGCAUUGAAGCCAUGAGUGCGGAAGAGCGAGGGACAAUUGGCCUGCUCUACUGGAUGGCUAUCAUGUGUGACACCCUCUCGUCGUCUAUAAACGAACGACCCGUCGUGGUGCUGGAUCAGGACUGCGAGCACGAACGGCAAAAAGAGAUCCAGCAAGCAGGGAAUAUCGACAAAUCUAUCGGAAGAAGUCGAUGGAAUCUCGAUAUCUUUUUGCAAGGAAACCUCAAGCAGAUGCGCCGAACGCACUGGCCCUGUUCCUAUGAGGCUGCAGCUGAAGACGUGAUCAAGUCAGCGCCAGUCAAGGUUCUUCUAUUCCGCCACCUGUCUUACCUACAAAACGCGGUUCGCAAGAGUGUUCCUGAAGAGCAGAUCGAGGACAUUGUCCGCAUGGCGAUGUUGUUAUAUGAAUACUGGAAUAGAACGCAUGGCGCCUUCUUCGAUGAACUAGUGCAGAACUACCAUGCGGUUCCGCAGCGCAUACGGGGCUGGUUCCUCUGUAUCUCUGCGCACUGGAACCUUGCUGCUCUUAUGUUUGCCGACCUGCUAGAAUUUAUCGACGAGAAUUCCCUAGGCGUGGAUGGUGCAACUCGUAUCACCGGUCAAGUGGCGAGGAGAAUUAGGAUGCACAGCGCCAGGGAACUAUCAAUUCUGGCAAGGGUCGGUACGCCGUCUACCAGAAAUAGUGAUAACCUUUGUGUGCCGCAGAUGUCAGACUUCCACCACGCUGUCAAGGAGAGCACGCUUUUGACCGAGCCAUGGACGAUAGUUUUAAUCAGAGCAUUUACCAAAGCUUCUAUGGUCUUUCUAGGUGAAGCAGAUGAGUCCUUGCGGUACGACGGAAUUAUUCUCGGGCAGAGCAGUCAUGAUUUCGAGGGGAAUAUGGAGCAGGCCGAGGAUUGUAUGAAGGGGCUGUGGCUACUAGGUAAAAAGUCGGAUAUGGCACGGGAGAUUGCCGAGAUCCUUUCACUAGCGUUGAGAGAAUUGCGGAAGAGUAAGGUGGCCGCUCUUUUACCGGUUGGGUUGUCAUAG